GCUUCAAUCGUCAAUACCAAACAUCAGUCAAAAUGAAAGCCUUUUUCGCCCUGGUCAUCGCAUCCUUGGCUGUAGCAGCCCAAGGAUCGUAUCUUCCUACUUCCACUGCCGUCGUCACCAGUGCCACUGCCGCCUGGCCCUACAACGCUGGAUGGAGCUCGUGGAACGGAUGGAACGACUUGAACAACUGGAACGGCUACUAUAACCAGCACCAUGGAUUGGUGGGUUACCCAUAUGCUCAGGAUUGGUCGCCAGCUCAUGGUCUGUAUGGACACAAGACCGUCGUCCAGGCGAACCUUGGAGGUCAUGCUUCCUAUCCGUGGGGUCUGCCAUGGGGAAGCUACGGUUCUGGAUACGCUGGAAACUACGGAUGGGGAAAGAAAGUUGUGUACUGAAAUGGGUUAAUUGUGAUGAA
This is a messenger RNA of Aedes albopictus (Asian tiger mosquito), 415 nucleotides long. RefSeq lists its product as uncharacterized. The coding region runs from base 33 to 395 and encodes 120 amino acids. The record is from RefSeq and is a predicted model, not a curated record. The transcript has a single exon. Lineage: Eukaryota; Metazoa; Arthropoda; Insecta; Diptera; Culicidae.